This is a messenger RNA of Trichoplax adhaerens, 2460 nucleotides long. RefSeq lists its product as uncharacterized. NCBI's taxonomy places the organism in Eukaryota, Metazoa, Placozoa, Uniplacotomia, Trichoplacea, Trichoplacidae. Gene Ontology annotation, cellular component: cilium. Gene Ontology annotation, biological process: protein polyglutamylation; microtubule cytoskeleton organization. Gene Ontology annotation, molecular function: tubulin-glutamic acid ligase activity; tubulin binding. The record is from RefSeq and is a predicted model, not a curated record. Bases 1 to 2460 code for a protein of 819 amino acids. The transcript has 24 exons.
AUGCAAGCAAACGGAUUAUCAAAUAGUAAUGCCUUGUUGGCCGCCAAUAUGCAACAAGAAGAAGAAGAAUAUGAAAUGGAAAGUGAAUCAACUCCAUCUAAAACAUUUUCUUAUAGACCAUCUGAAACAACAACUACAUCAACUACACGUAAAAAAGGCAAAAAGAAGCGUGCAAUAUCGAUUAAUCUGUCCGGCACUAAAUAUGAUAUUGUUAAAGAAGUAACACUUGAGCGUUUUGGAAUGAUCCAAUCUAAAGAUGAAGAUCUCAGCAGUUUCCUAUUCUGGUGUGAUACUGCCCUUCCUGCUGAACGAAUUGCCGAAUUUAAGCCAUAUCAGAGAGUUAAUCAUUUCCCUGGUAUGGGAGAAAUAUGUCGUAAGGACAGUUUAGCAAGGAACCUUCAAAAAUAUAAUGCUUAUCAAGGUUAUUGUCGAGAAUUAAAAAAGCGAAAAAAAACAAGAACCUUCAUCUGUAAACCGUCCAACGGCGCUAUGGGAAAUGGUAUCACCCUAACAAGAAACUCUGAAAAUAUUCCUUGGAAUGAAAACUACGUUGUUCAAGAAUAUAUGGAAAAGCCCUUGCUGAUUGAUGGGUUAAAAUUUGAUCUACGAAUUUACGUAUUGGUGACUUCAUGCGAUCCGUUAAGAAUAUUUCUAUUUGACGACGGCUUGGUCAGACUAAGUACACAACCCUAUACAGUACCAUCUGAUCAUAAUAUAGACAAAUUAUUUAUGCAUUUAACCAAUUAUUCUAUCAACAAACAUAGCGAAAAUUUCGAUAAUGCUGACGAGCAUGACAGAGGCACGAAAAGAUCUAUUAAAUUUUUUAAUACAUGGCUAAGAGAACAUGGCUACAGCGUGACGCAGCUAUGGAAUAAUAUAGCAGAUGUUAUUAUCAAGACAAUUAUUGCUGCUGCGCCUCAUUUACUUCAUAUCUAUCGAACUUGCCGGGCUAAUUCACUAGGAACAUCCAUUAGCUCGUGUUUCGAAAUUCUUGGAUUUGAUGUUAUUCUUGAUCGAAAAUUACGACCAUGGCUAUUAGAGGUUAAUCGAUCUCCUAGUUUUGGCACCGAUGGAAAAAUUGAUUAUGAUAUUAAAAGUAGACUUCUGACUGACACAUUGCGAUUAGUUAAUAUUAAAUUAAGUGAUCGUAGAAAAGGCUUAGCUGCCCAAAAAGCAGAAGUACGACGACGAUUAUUAAGACCAACUCAACGUAGUCGAAAAGAGAAAACUGAUAAAGAAAAGAAAAAGGACUUAAUUGAGAGAAGGAUUGAAAAUUUAGUAAGUCACUAUUGGUUAAUAUUGGCUAAUUCCCUUGACAGUAAGGGCGAUAUGCGAGAUCGAUUAAAUCAGAUACGAAUACAGAAUGCUCGAGAAGAGUAUGAAAAUAAAAACUUGGGUGGAUUUCGACGGAUUUAUCCAACAGACGAUAGCAAAGUCAACGAUAAAUAUGAAGCAAUGAUUGAUGCUGCCCAUAAAGUUAUUUUAUCCGGCUCCGGAAUUGCUAGUAAAGAUAAUUGCGUAGCAUUAAAAUACCUACAGCUGAUGACUAUAUUUCCCUUACUAUUUUACUAUAUAAAGGAGGAAGAAAUUCUUGAUAUGUUGGAACAAUGUGAGAUGGAAAUUGACUUGGAUAAAAAGCAAAAUCCUAAAAGUCCCAAGGUGUUAUCCUCAAUGCCUCCCAGCCAAAUAGAAAGAGAUACCAAUUCAGUUGCUAAUAAAUCAAUUACACCCGAUAGUAGCAAUCUUGUUAGUAAACAAGAUAAACCCAAAUUAGUGCGAACUAAUAAGAAACCGACUGUCAAUAAUCCACCCUAUUUGAGCAAAACCUGUGCAAUAGAUGAUGAUUAUAUCAAAGCUGCUAUUAAGCAACGAGAAGAAGAAUUGACUAACCGCACUUUUAUAGCUCUAAAUGAAAUGAAAAUUAAAUUCCCUGGAAAGAGCGAUGACGAAGCUAAACUAAUUCUUCAGUUGUUACAGGAUAACUGGAAAUUUCACAAGCCUCGUGUUGCAUCUUAUUGGCUAGUUAAAUUAGACACAGUUAAGAGGAAGAAGGUUGUCGAUAUUGUUAAAACCAAUAUUGGCUCCGUACUACAGUAUAUCUGGAGAAGUCAAGAUAUAGAAAAUUUAAGAUUAAAUCGCAUCUUUAACCGCGUAUUUAAUCGAUUAUUAUGGAGCCAUGGCCAAGGACUAUGGAAUUGUUUCUCAUCUAUCGGUAAUUCAUGGGAGGUGAUUUUUAAUAAAAGUACUGAAAGUAUUUCAACGGUGGAAAUGAAUUGCUGUCGGAGGAUUGUAAAGUUAUGUCGCGAUUGCUUAUUAAUCGUCUAUCAAUUUGCAUGCGAAGCUAAAAUAGCUGCAGAUACUACAGUUCAGGCUAAUUCUAGCAGAUCGACUGUGGCAACUUAUUCGACCUGGCAGCCUUCACAAUCUCUUGCCAACAAACAACUCCAAUAUCUACUUUAA